AAGGAAAAAAGCAAAGCAAAGCAAAGCACAACGAGAAGGUGAGAAAGAGAGAGAGAGAGAGAGAGAGAGCUAUGGGGCAGUGUUCGUCCUCCCAGCACCCAGAAGCAGAGCAGCAGAAGCAGCAGCAGGCGGCUGCCUGUGUUGACAUCCAGAAAAGGCAGGAGCAGCUGCGGAAGAAGGCGGCUGCGCACAUGAACCAGCCAUACCAGGCAUCUAGCAAUGACGAGCUGGUCCUCCUGGUGUCGCUGGAUUCAAUCACCAAGAUUGGGUGAAUUGUUCAUCUGCGGAUAAUCAUCUCUAGCUUGCUGCUGACCAUUACGGUGAACACCCACCUCGUCUCUCCUAAAAUGAAGGAUGAAGUUGACAGGCCCUCUUUCUCUUUGCUUGUGUCAUCAAUAUGUAAACACUCACUAGCUAAUAAAGCUAAAAAUAAGACUGCCUCCAUUUGUCGAUUUACGAAAUUUUAUCACUUAAACCUGUCUGUGUAUUUCAGCAAAUGUUUUUUGUAAACCGUCCAUGUAUAUGUUGAGAAAA
Molecule: messenger RNA, 534 nt
Organism: Zea mays
Lineage: Eukaryota; Viridiplantae; Streptophyta; Magnoliopsida; Poales; Poaceae
Exons: 3
Coding region: 72-272 (66 amino acids)
Source: RefSeq, marked validated